Molecule: messenger RNA, 1597 nt
Organism: Musca vetustissima
Lineage: Eukaryota; Metazoa; Arthropoda; Insecta; Diptera; Muscidae
Gene: Cht2
Product: probable chitinase 2
Exons: 5
Coding region: 49-1587 (512 amino acids)
Biological process (GO): carbohydrate metabolic process; chitin catabolic process
Cellular component (GO): extracellular region
Molecular function (GO): chitin binding; chitinase activity
Source: RefSeq, a predicted model, not a curated record
UACGUUUGUGUGUGUGUGUGCGCGCAAAACGCCAAAUCUACCUCAAAAAUGACCCGACAACACAUCUGCACAGGAAGCAGGUUGUUUUUAAUACUUUUAGUGGUUUCCUCGGUUGGCGUAAUGGAGACCAAAGCCAAAACCGGACCCAUACAUGGCAAGGUUGUGGUGUGCUAUAUAUCAACAUGGGCUGUUUACCGGCCUGGACAUGGUGCCUAUUCCCUAGAUAAUUUUGAUCCCAGCCUUUGUACCCAUGUGGUUUAUGCCUUUGCUGGUUUGGAUCCGGAGUUAUCGGCCAUAAAAUCAUUGGAUCCCUGGCAGGAUUUGAAGGAGGACUAUGGUAAAGGUGGCUACGAACGUUUAACCGGCAUGAAACGUACCCAUCCCCAUUUAAAGGUGACCCUGGCCAUUGGCGGAUGGAAUGAAGGUUCUAAAAAUUAUUCACGCAUGGUAGCCGAUCCAGUGGCUCGUGGUAAAUUCGUAAAACAGGUUACCUCAUUUAUAAGGCGUUAUAAUUUCGAUGGUCUCGAUUUGGAUUGGGAAUAUCCAACACAGCGUGAUGGUAAUCCAGCUGAUCGUGAAAAUUUUGUUUUACUUUGUAAAGAGUUGCGCGAACAAUUCCAACCGCAUAAUUUACUAUUGACCUCGGCCAUUGGUGCGGCGAAAAAUGUUAUCGAUCAGGCCUAUGAUGUUCGCCAGAUAUCGCGCUAUUUGGAUUUCUUGCAUAUUAUGUGUUACGAUUAUCACGGCAGUUGGGAUCGUAAAGUUGGUUACAAUGCGCCGCUGACAGCACCACAAGGCGAUGCACUGAGUGUGCAAUAUACCAUUGAUUACCUGCUGAAAUUGGGUGCUCCACCAGAAAAAAUUGUCAUGGGUGUUCCAUUCUAUGGUCGAACUUUCAAAACUCCAUUUGAUGGCAAUAUUGAUGAUGAUACCGAUGGUACUGCCUUCCAAGGGCCCUAUACCCGUGAAGACGGUUUCUUGGGUUACAACGAAAUAUGUCAAAUAUUGAAGAACAAAACGUCAGGUUGGACAACAAUGUGGGACCCUGAAACAUCGCAAGUGGUAGCCCGUUCCGAAAAGGAUGUCUUCAAUGGCCUGGUGCAAGUGGUGACUUUUGACAAUUCUCGUUCCAUUGCCAAUAAAGUAAGAUUUGCCAUGGAUCGCAAUUUGGCCGGCGUAAUGGUAUGGUCCAUUGACACCGAUGAUUUCCUCGGGGAGUGUGAAAUCGAAGAAGACAUCUAUGAAGAUUACCGGCAUUUGAAACACUCUGGCUUACGUCUACCCACCAGAUUGCACAACAAUUAUCCUUUGCUGCGAACCAUUAACGAGGCCAUGCCCUUGGCCAUUGAGGAAAUUAAAAAUAAACAUCAUCAUCACGAUGAUGAUCAUGACAUGCACGGUCAUGGCGGGGAUCAUGGACAUCGUAAUCACGACGAUGAUGCGGAUGGCGAUCAUGUGGAGGACAAUGAAAUUCCUCAUGGCAGUGUUGAGGAUCGCAAGGGAGAGAGUAAUUCCGCUCUGCGAAAAUUACAAAAUCCCUUUUUUGUUGCCGUUGUCUGGUGUUUGUUAUGCAUAGUUUUUAAUUAAUUAUUGUCAU